Messenger RNA from Leptosomus discolor (cuckoo roller), 2851 nucleotides. NCBI's taxonomy places the organism in Eukaryota, Metazoa, Chordata, Aves, Leptosomiformes, Leptosomidae. The record is from RefSeq and is a predicted model, not a curated record.
UAGAGAAAUUUGCAUGCAAAAAUUUCACUCUGGGUUUGUUUCUUUUCAGACCUGUGUGUGGAAUCAGAGGGAAAACUCUCAUAAUUAAUCUGCCAGGUAGCAAGAAAGGGUCACAGGAAUGCUUUCAGUUUAUACUGCCAGCCCUACCUCACGCCAUUGAUCUUUUGCGGGAUGCCAUUGUAAAAGUAAAGGAGGUACACGAUGAGCUUGAAGAUCUACCUUCACCACCACCUCCUCUUUCUCCUCCUCCAACCACCAGCCCUCACAAGCAAACAGAAGACAAGGGAGUACAGUGUGAGGAAGAGGAGGAAGAGAAGAAGGAUAGUGGAGUUGCCUCAACAGAGGACAGUUCUUCUUCACAUAUAACAGCAGCAGCCAUUGCAGCUAAGAAGCAUCCAUCCUACACCAGUUCAGCUGUUAUCAUGGCAAAAGGUGAACAGCCCAUCCCUGGUCUCAUCAGUUAUUGCCAUCACGCAGCAGGCAGUGCAGGAGAACCGAUUCCAGAUUCCAUCAUCUCUCGUGGUGUUCAGGUGCUCCCACGUGAUACAGCUUCCCUCAGUACUACUCCUUCAGAAUCUCCUCGUGCCCAGGCCACCUCUCGUCUCUCCACUGCAUCCUGCCCAACACCAAAAGUCCAGUCUAGGUGCAGCAGCAAGGAGAACAUCCUCAGAGCAAGUCACAGUGCUGUUGACAUUACCAAGGUAGCAAGAAGACACCGCAUGUCUCCAUUCCCAUUGACAUCUAUGGACAAGGCUUUCAUCACAGUUCUGGAGAUGACCCCAGUGCUUGGAACAGAAAUCAUCAAUUAUAGAGAUGGAAUGGGCCGAGUCCUUGCUCAAGACGUAUAUGCAAAAGAUAAUCUACCACCAUUUCCAGCAUCAGUAAAAGACGGCUACGCUGUCAGAGCUGCUGAUGGCCCAGGAGAUCGAUUCAUCAUAGGGGAAUCCCAGGCUGGUGAGCAGCCAACUCAGACUGUGAUGCCUGGUCAGGUAAUGCGAGUUACAACCGGUGCUCCAAUUCCAUGUGGUGCUGAUGCAGUGGUGCAAGUGGAAGAUACAGAGCUCAUCAGGGAAUCAGAUGAUGGCACUGAAGAACUAGAGGUUCGAAUCCUGGUGCAGGCUCGACCAGGCCAAGAUAUCAGACCUAUAGGACAUGACAUUAAAAGAGGUGAAUGUGUGCUGGCUAAAGGAACCCACAUGGGUCCGUCUGAGAUUGGUCUCUUAGCAACUGUUGGAGUAACCGAAGUAGAAGUUAACAAGUUUCCAGUGGUUGCAGUCAUGUCAACAGGGAAUGAGCUAUUGAAUCCUGAAGAUGACCUCUUGCCAGGAAAGAUUCGGGACAGUAACCGUUCAACUCUCCUAGCUACGAUCCAAGAACAUGGGUAUCCAACAAUCAACUUAGGAAUUGUGGGAGAUAACCCAGAUGAUUUACUGAAUGCACUGAAUGAGGGUAUCAGCCGUGCUGAUGUGAUCAUUACAUCAGGAGGUGUAUCUAUGGGGGAAAAGGACUAUCUUAAACAGGUGCUGGAUAUUGAUCUUCAUGCACAGAUUCACUUUGGCAGAGUUUUUAUGAAACCAGGCCUGCCAACAACUUUUGCAACUCUGGAUAUUGAUGGCGUAAGAAAAAUAAUCUUUGCGCUCCCAGGCAACCCUGUGUCAGCUGUUGUCACCUGCAAUCUCUUUGUUGUUCCCGCACUGAGGAAAAUGCAGGGUAUCCUCGAUCCUCGGCCCACCAUCAUCAAAGCCAGGUUAUCAUGUGAUGUAAAAUUGGACCCCCGCCCAGAAUAUCAUCGGUGCAUACUGACUUGGCAUCACCAAGAACCACUACCUUGGGCACAGAGUACAGGGAAUCAGAUGAGCAGUCGUCUGAUGAGUAUGCGCAGUGCCAAUGGACUGUUGAUGCUACCUCCAAAGACAGAGCAGUAUGUGGAGCUUCACAAGGGGGAGGUGGUGGAUGUCAUGGUCAUUGGAAGGCUAUGAUGUCACCAGCAAGAGCAAAGCUUUGAUGCAUGUCCACAUAUCAUUGACUGUAUCCUGUAAUAUGCAACGGCACAGCUAGUUUUUCUGAUUUGGAUAAAAGUUGAUCAGUAUAGUCAACAUCUUGAAUUAUAUUUCAAAUGGAAUUUAAAUAAAUACCUUUUAAAAAAAACCUUUAAAACAAAUCUUAACAAAGAAAUUUAUUCUGAUUAUAUCAAAGCAACUUUUUCCUUUCCUUGCAAUUGCUUUGUGUGUUCAAUGCUAGUUCUAAUAGCGGUAGCUUUUAGUAGACAGCAGUAGGUGCCUGCAGAACUUGUGUUUUUUCUCAUCUUUAAGAUACAACUACUUAUGCUCUUAAAACAAGGCUGUCUGCUUAUUUAUACUAGCGUAGACAACACUUGGAUUUCCCUUAUUAGUGUGCUUCAUAAACGCUUCACAGAGAGCUUCUGCUUGUUCUUUAUCUUGUAUCUCGUGUUGAUGUGCACAGUGCCAAAAGCAGAGUGGCUGCACUGGGAACCCAAUGAAGCCCCGAGGUUUUCUCACCUCGCUGCGCAUUCAGGGAUCUCUCUUGUCCCGGCAGCCACCCAGCUGAGUACUCUUGGGCAGUAACUGGAUACCUUUUAUUUCACAAACAAGAAAAUUGCUUCCUUAAGUGCUGACAGCCUUUUUAACCAAUACAUUUAAAAAUGUACAGAACUAAAAACUAAAAAAAAUCAAAGACUGAUCUUGUACAGAUAUUAGUGUUACCAGCAUUCGUGUGGAAAUUAAAUGAGCAAAGAAAUAAAACUAAUGUUAAACAACUCUGUACCAUAACAUUUUCUGUAAUGAUAUUGAAACUUAAAUGAAUAAAAAAAAUCCUCAAUCAUUAUUUAAAA